Molecule: messenger RNA, 1660 nt
Organism: Xenia sp. Carnegie-2017
Lineage: Eukaryota; Metazoa; Cnidaria; Anthozoa; Malacalcyonacea; Xeniidae
Product: sorting nexin-29-like
Exons: 12
Coding region: 525-1361 (278 amino acids)
Molecular function (GO): phosphatidylinositol binding
Source: RefSeq, a predicted model, not a curated record
UCAUUCUUUGACAACAUCUUUGCAAUCAGGGCAUUACACUGACUCAUCGCUCUUGUCGGAGGAAGAAGUGUGUGAGCCUCUUGUUGAUAUGAACAGCGGUGUAUCUCUAAUUCCCGUAGUUUGCCCCGAUGACGAUAAAGGAGUUAGGGUCUAGCUAUGUCAGAUGAAAAUGAGCGAUUUACUGUUGCACCUGAGACGUCGCGACAUUUAGUUCAUUCAAUAAAUGAUUCGCCCGUUUCAAGUAUUUACACUGAUGAAGACGUCGAGAAUGAUGCAAGUUUAGCAAUUGGAGCAACUGUUGCAGCGAUAUGUGCCACACGUGAUGGUAGCAUAGAAAUUAAUGAUUACUCAGGAUCGUCAUUGGUCAGAACCAUGGGUGAUGGUUGUAUGAAUCCAUCAGAGGAAUAUCCAUCAGGCAAAGAAAUGACUUCAGAGGAAUUAAAACAGGCGAUUGUAUCGAUGAUGUUAAGAAAAGAUGAAGUUGAAGAACGUAACAGAUCAUUACAACAACAUUUGGAAAAGAGAUGAUGAAGUCAGCUUCUCUUCGUCUUCAAUUAGAAGAUUUAAAAAGAGAUAUGUCGUCGAAAAAUGAAGAAAAUUGCGUCGCUCUUAACGGCUUAAAAAGUGAAAAUGAUUUGCUCAAACACCAACUAAAGAAAUACGUGGGUGCUGUUCAAUCGUUGAAAAGAAAUGACAUUAUGGAAGAAGCUCCAGAAAAUGAAAGAGUUUCUUCCAUCAUUCUUUCUCCGGAAUCUGACGUCGACGAAGUGAGAAAGGAAGAAAACAAAGAUUUUGAGCGGAAGUUGAUCCAAGUUGCUGAUAUGCAUGGCGAACUUAUUGAACUCAAUGAAAGACUACAAAAAAUGUUGAACGCUCGUGAAUAUCAGCUAAGAAUAUUAAAAGAAGAGCUUGUCAAUCUUAGAGGACCGCUUCCUCAGGACAAUAAUCAUGAUGAAUGUUUAUAUUUGACGGAGUUUGGUCCAAAUUUCAUGUCUGUCAAUACUCGUCCUUUAAUUAACAUUUGGAUUCCAUAUGUUUUUGUACAAGGAAAGUCUCCAAACAUUCACCAUUCUUAUCAGACAAGCAAGCAGUUUGAACCUGUUGCACAAUUCACGUUUCCCGCGAAGAAAAUUAUUGGAAAUCGUGACGUCAAUUUUGUGGAAACACGUCGAAAACAAUUGGAAAAUUACUUGAGAAAAUUGAUCAAUUAUAGUCUGAGUGCUGUUCCAGAGUUAGGUGAAAAUCCUUGCAAGAGUUCUUUGUUCAAAUACUUUCCAUUUUUCAUGCAAACUUCAACGGUAUCAUCUGUUUCAACGACGACAACGACAACACAAACUGUUCCUCCUACACAUAAAGGUUAAAAGGUAAAACUUGUAGGAUAUCUGUCGAAAAAAAAGAGCAUAGAAAUUGUAUAAGUUAUAUUGUAUAUAUAUAACAUACGUAUAGUUCAGUAUAUAUAAAUAUAAUAUGUCUACAAAUUAGAAGAAUUUCCUGAUGCAUCAACUUCAAGGACUCUUUAUUGUAUGUGUUAUAUACAGAUAUUAUUUGUCAGUAUUUUCUACUAUAUAAUAGUACAUCAUACUGGGUUUUAACAAGUUAAAACAUAAUAUUUAACUUGAAAUGAAAACAAUCGUAUAUUAAAUACAUCACACGAAACCUA